AUGACAAAUACAACCAGAUCCCAGCUAUUAGACAUCUUGCUAGAAAUUGGAGAGGAUGAAACAGACAAAAGAGUUCCGGUUGCCGUGCUUAUCGCGGUAUUAUCGUUAGUUGGUAUCAUUGGAAACAUACACAUACUAAUUAUAUUUUCCCGAAAUUCGAAACAGCAAAGUACUUAUCACGUUUUCGUUUUCGCCUUAGCUGUAUCCGACCUUGUAGUGUGUUCUACUUAUCUUCCGGUGGAAAUAGUGAUGGUCAUGAACCCUUUUUCCUUUGAUUAUGACUUAAUCUGCCGUCUAUCCCUAGUAAACUGUUAUACAUGGGGAUUCUGGACAGUUUUGUUAAUUCUAUCGAUUGCAAUAGAACGAUACAGACAUAUUUGCUUUCCUUUGAAAUACCAAAUUUCGUGCUAUGAUGCUAGGAAGUUGUGUAUUUUACUUUUUGUACUUGCCGCCAUUUAUGCUGCACCAAUGGGGUACAUAUCUGGAACCAAUUCAUUUUCUUUAUCAAAUGCAACCAAAGGUUUUGAAUGUUUCAUAAAUGACAGUCUGGAGAAUUCAUUGUUUCCAGCUUCAUACUUUGUAUUUGUGCUAGCUGAAGGUGUAUUGGUAGGAUUAACAAUUAUCUUCUUAUAUAUUCCCGUUCGGCGUACAAUUAUAAAAAGUAAUAAUAUAAGAAAACAGAUGAUGAAUAUAAAUAUAUACAAGAAGAGUUCAAAUGAAGAAAUCACAUGUAUAAACACGGGUAUUAAGUCGAUGUUGGAACUAUCUGAGAAUUUUUGUGAAAAUAAAAUGCACACUACCAAAUUGACAGAAGAUUCGGCCCCUAAUUCAGUCUCGACACGUUACACAUAG
Mytilus trossulus (common blue mussel) is the source of this 852-nucleotide messenger RNA. RefSeq names its product neuromedin-U receptor 2-like. The transcript has a single exon. Gene Ontology annotation, cellular component: plasma membrane. Gene Ontology annotation, biological process: G protein-coupled receptor signaling pathway. Bases 1 to 852 code for a protein of 283 amino acids. NCBI's taxonomy places the organism in Eukaryota, Metazoa, Mollusca, Bivalvia, Mytilida, Mytilidae. Gene Ontology annotation, molecular function: G protein-coupled receptor activity. The record is from RefSeq and is a predicted model, not a curated record.